AUGUCAGCCCCACCCUACCAUCAACACGGCGAUUUCUACGAUAGACCUGCACCUCCACCUCUGCCACACCACAUUGAAACAAACAGAGACUCGACAGACCGCUACCCAAUGAAUGAUAUUCCAGUAAAUUCACCUUCGCCUUAUCCAGUCUAUAGUCAACAGAACAACAGCUCUUUAACAGCUGUUCCAUCACCACCUACACAUCGCUACAGUGAUCAAUCAGAUAUGAAAUUCAUGGAUCACUAUGAUUCGGACGAUGAUUUGGAAAAGAUCAUUCCUCGUGAAAAGAAGAAGAGAACAUGUAUGGAUAAACUCUGCUGUGGCUGCUGCACAUGCUGCCCCAAAUGGGCUCGUUGGUGUAGUUGCAUAUUCUUGAUCAUCAUUAUUAUCAUUGCUAUUGUUGUCGGUGUCUUGGCGGCUUUGUUUAAGGUUCCAAAUGUCCAAUUUACCGGGCUUAAACAGGAUCCCGUCUAUGGCUAUGCCAACAAUGUGCUCAGCAUGACAUUUGAUGUCGGUAUCAGUGUGGAUAAUCAAAACUUGGAGAGCAUCACAUUCGAAACUAUCAAGGCAGAUGCUUAUUACCCUGCCCCUUACAAUGUCUUUAUUGGAGGUGGUAACAUUACAAAUACACACAUUGCCUCUUAUGCCAUGACCAACAUCACCUUCCCAUUCUCGGUCAAAGUCAACUCAUCAGAUCCUGGACAACAAGGUGUAUUGAUGGAUUUGGUCACUCGAUGUGGUCUCGAUGGAAGCACACCACAAAAGAUUAACUUUGAUUAUUACAUUUACCCCACUGUGCGUGUUGCUGGUAUUGCCAUCACACCAAAGAUUUCUAAAUCAAUGUCGCUUGCAUGCCCGACAUCCGAAUUAAAUCAACUAUUGGGUGGUUUAUUCACAAAAUAA
This is a messenger RNA of Mucor velutinosus, 903 nucleotides long. It is a transcript of the gene ATG7, whose product is annotated as Autophagy protein 7. The record is from RefSeq and is a predicted model, not a curated record. The coding region runs from base 1 to 903 and encodes 300 amino acids. The transcript has 3 exons. NCBI's taxonomy places the organism in Eukaryota, Fungi, Mucoromycota, Mucoromycetes, Mucorales, Mucoraceae.